AUGGGUAACCAACAAAAUUCAUGUACAUUAACUGAAAAAGAUAUUGCGUUGUUAGUAAAAACAAGCGGUAAAACUGAAGAUGAAAUUCGUCAAUGGUAUAAUGAAUUUUGUCUCGAAAGCAAUAAUACUGGUCGCAUGAAUAAACGACAAUUUCAAAUAUAUUAUACAAAAUUAAAAAAGAAUCCAAAUUUAGAUAAAAUUACUGAUCAUAUUUUUCACGCAUUUGAUGCUGAUAAUUCAGGUACUAUCGAUUUUCGAGAAUUUCUUAUUGCUUACAUAGCAACAACUUCUGGUACGAACCAACAAAAAUUUGAAUAUUCAUUUGACGUUUAUGACAUAGAUGAUAAUCAAUUAAUUGAAAAAAAAGAAGCAAGAAAAAUUCUUAGUUUAUUAUGUCGAAUCCUUGAUUUAUCUGAAGAUGACGCAAAAGCAUAUACAGAAACACUCAUGCUUACAUUUGACACAAAUAACGAUAAAGUUUUAACAAGAACAGAAUUUAUCAAUGGCUGUUUACAUGAUUCAACAUUAGCACAUAUGUCGAAUCCAUUUAGUUUUUAA
Molecule: messenger RNA, 558 nt
Organism: Rotaria sp. Silwood1
Lineage: Eukaryota; Metazoa; Rotifera; Eurotatoria; Philodinida; Philodinidae
Source: the annotation of a GenBank genome assembly